AUGUCCCAGACCUUUCACUCCAAACGUAUAGACGAUCUGUGGGAGUUCAUUAGGGACCACUCACUUCAUCCCCGUACAGUUAGACGCCUUGAGCGGACGGGAUUUUACCGGAUUAUAGAGAUCGGCCGGUUGCAGUUCGACUGGCUCUUGAUCACGGCUAUGAUAGAGCGGUGGCGACCGGAGACGCACACAUUUCAUCUACCUAUCGGCGAGACUACCAUCACGCUAGAGGACGUGGAGGUUAUAUUCGGGUUGCCCAUUGAUGCCUGCGGAGCCGAUUGCUUGAGUGGUGCCAGUAGAUUGCAGUUGUCGCCCAUUAGGCAACAUCUGCUGGCGUUGCACGUGGAGAUUAACGAUGACUCAUCGGAAGAGGAUAUCGAGCGGCAGAUGAGGCUGUUGCUGCUGAUGAUGUUUGGUGAUAUUCUAUUCCCGAACACUUCGGAAAACCUAGUUAGCUUGCGAUUUCUGCAUCAUCUGGAGCAACUAGAUGAGUUACCUACUUACAUUUGGGGUGGAACUGUUCUAGCCUACCUUUAUAGGCAGAUGUGCCGGUCGUCCAUGGGCACCACUAUUGGCUUACACCAGUUCCACCAGUUAGGACUGAAGAUGCUUCAACAUGCAGGCGACGGAGUGGCAGUUAUGCACGGAUUUGGUCGUCGGGUUGCUGAUCUUGCUGCUGACACAUUGAGAUAUGCCUGA
Molecule: messenger RNA, 699 nt
Organism: Nicotiana tabacum (common tobacco)
Lineage: Eukaryota; Viridiplantae; Streptophyta; Magnoliopsida; Solanales; Solanaceae
Source: RefSeq, a predicted model, not a curated record